AUGGAUAACAAGUACCGCCUUCCCGACCCUGGUGUGGCCGAAGCCAGCGACCAUGCUUCCGAGUCCCCGGAAGCCCCGAAUAUCACGGCAGGAUCGCAGUAUUUGCAUCGCAAGCUGGGCGGGAAAGAAGUUCAGCUCUUCGCGGUCGGGGGAGCCAUUGGAACAUCGCUAUUUGUUCAGAUGGGUGCCAUGUUACCUAAGGCUGGCCCUGCAGGUCUCUUAAUCGGCUUUCUCGCGUACACGCCUAUCGUACUCGCUGUCAAUCAAUGCUUUGCGGAGAUGGUCUGCUACUUGCCUAUCCCCUCGCCGUUCAUCCGCCUCGCCGGUCACUGGGUGGAUGAUGCCCUAAGCUUUGCCAUGGGCUGGAAUUUCUUCUUCACCAUGGCAUUCGGAAUACCAUACGAGAUAGUCGCCAUCAACAUCCUCCUUACCUACUGGACCGAUCGUGUGCCUGUAGCUGCUGUGGUGGUGAUUAUGUUGGUGCUUUAUACACUGUUGAACAUAUUUACCGUUCGCUUCUUCGGAGUAUCUGAGUUCUAUCUGUCUUCCUUCAAGAUAUUCCUCAUGGUCGGACUUCUGCUGUAUACCUUCAUCACCAUGGUCGGAGGCAAUCCACGCCACGAUGUAUACGGCUUCCGAUACUGGCGAGACCCGGGGGCAUUUGUGUCCUACAUUGUAUCCGGUGGCGUUGGACGCUUCUGCGGCGUUCUAGCAUGCAUGAUACAAGGUUCUUUCACAAUGGUCGGCCCCGAAUACAUAUCCAUGGCAGCCGCAGAAGCAGCUCGACCACGACGAGUGAUGAAAAAGGCCUACGCGUCGUACCCAUGGCGACUGGUAACAUUCUUCAUCCUGGGUGCUCUAUCAAUGGGCAUACUCAUCCCCUACAAUGAUCCCACCCUUGCUGCCACCUUAGAAGGGACGAAACAAGGAAGUGGAACGGGAGCUGCCUCCCCCUACGUAAUCUCCAUGAACCACUUCAACAUCCGCGUCCUCCCAGACAUCGUCAACGCCCUAAUCAUGACCUCCGUCUUCUCCGCCGGCAACAACCUCGUAUUCUCUGCAGCCCGGACCCUCCACGGUAUGGCGCUCGAAGGCCGCGCCCCGACCCUCUUCGCGCGCUGCAACCGUAACGGCCUCCCCUACUACGCCGUCGCCGCAUCGCUAGCGUUCUGCCUCCUCGGCUUCCUCCAAGUAAGCAACAACUCCUCCACGGUGCUGAACUGGCUCGUGGGAAUAAUCGUCGCAUCAUACCUCCUCAACUACGUCGGCACGUGCAUCACAUACCUGCACUUCUAUGCUGCACUGCGCCGACAGGGUAUAUCCCGCGAUACACUUCCCUAUAAGGGCUAUCUGCAACCGUAUGCGGGCUGGUUUGCGCUAGUGGGGACGAUAGUCAUGACGCUGAUUAUUGGGUUCGAGAUAUUCAUCGAUGGGCAAUGGGAUGUGCAGACGUUCUUUUUGGAUUAUACCAUGGUUGGGUUUUUUGUGGUCGCAUAUGGCUUUUGGAAGGUGGUUAAGCGGACGAGGUAUGUGUGGCCGGGGACAGCGGAUUUGGGGCUUGGGGGCUUGAAGAAGGAGAUUGAUGAGUAUGAGGCUGGGUUGGUGGUUCCGGUGAGGAAGGGGGUGAGGGGAUUUUGGAAUGGUUUGUUUGAGUAG
Molecule: messenger RNA, 1656 nt
Organism: Aspergillus niger
Lineage: Eukaryota; Fungi; Ascomycota; Eurotiomycetes; Eurotiales; Aspergillaceae
Exons: 8
Coding region: 1-1656 (551 amino acids)
Biological process (GO): amino acid transmembrane transport
Cellular component (GO): membrane
Molecular function (GO): amino acid transmembrane transporter activity
Source: RefSeq, a predicted model, not a curated record